This is a messenger RNA of Pimephales promelas (fathead minnow), 3810 nucleotides long. RefSeq names its product MAF bZIP transcription factor Ba (gene mafba). NCBI's taxonomy places the organism in Eukaryota, Metazoa, Chordata, Actinopteri, Cypriniformes, Leuciscidae. Gene Ontology annotation, biological process: regulation of transcription by RNA polymerase II. The record is from RefSeq and is a predicted model, not a curated record. Gene Ontology annotation, cellular component: nucleus. Gene Ontology annotation, molecular function: RNA polymerase II cis-regulatory region sequence-specific DNA binding; DNA-binding transcription factor activity, RNA polymerase II-specific.
UCAUCUUCCUUGCAAAUCACAUGAAAACUUGUUGAGUUGAGAAUUCUCCAAACAUGUUUGUUUGAGUGAGUAAUUUUGCCACAAUGCACACAAGCUUUCGACUACCGUUAUUGCAACUAAAUAACAAUUGUGUUGAAUAUUGUUUCAGACUAAUGGGCUAUCUAUUUAAAACAAAACAGUCGUGCAUCAUCUCAACGUUUUGUCUUUAUUUUAAAGGUUCACUUAAACUAAUUAGAAGUGCCUGUUUUCAUAAGAUAUAACUCAGUACAUGUCGUGCUUUUUCUUUUCCCAUAUCCAAUCAGUCAAUACGCGAAAUACCACUGUCCCUUUCUUCAUCCCGUCAGCUGACAAACACACAAACAACGAUCAUUAUGCUAAUCCCGCCGCUCUCACUGGUCGCCAGGCGCUCUGACGUCACGCGCGCGCACACUAUAACAGCGCGGAGAGCUCUGGCGUCCUGCUACAGUCUGAGUACUCAGGAGUGAGAGCGAGCUGAACUCUCUGCGGUGCAGAGCUGGAGAAACACAGCACACGUCGCUGGCUUAAGGACAUAUUUCUGGAGUAUCCGGGAUCGGGACGGGAGCCCUUCUCCGGUACUCAUUUGUGUCUUUUAUUUAUGCUCUGAGUUCAAGUGCGGCGACGGGACGCGAGAGAGAAACUUGACUUUUUUUCCCCCCUUCCUCUAGUCCUGCGAGUAGAGACUCCAAAAGACUGCAGCUGAAAGUCGAGGUCUGUUCGUCCAUAUGAGGCAAAUGUCUUUUGCAGUGCAUUAGUCCUGAAAGUUUUCUCUCUGUUUUUUUUUCUUUUGCUGUUUGAACAAUUUCCGAGUGACUCUGAAUGCGCUCGAGCGCGUCGCGUUCGGAAACCCAUCCAGAAAUAUUGCAUGCGCAAAGGCGAAAGUCGGAUUUUGCGACGUUGGUAAACACUUUGCUGAAGAACAGGGGCACGAUGAGCGCAGAUCUCGCCAUGGGGCCCGAGCUGCCCACCAGCCCGCUGGCGUUGGAAUAUGUCAAUGACUUUGAUUUAAUGAAAUUCGAGGUGAAGAAAGAGGCAUUGGCGGGGCUCGACCGCUCCAAUAUACGGCCGUGCAACCGCCUCCAGCCGCAGGGCUCCGUGUCCUCCACUCCGAUCAGCACCCCGUGCAGCUCCGUGCCGUCCUCCCCGAGCUUCAGCCCCACGGAGCAGAAGAACCAUCUGGAGGAGCUGUACUGGAUGCCCAGCGGCGCGUACCCGCAGCAGAUCGACCCGCAGACGCUGAGCCUGACGCCCGAAGACGCGGUGGAGGCUUUGAUCGGUGCCACGGCCCACGGGCACCCUCCGCCCCCUCAUGUGCAGCAGCAGCUGCAAGCGGGAGCUUUUGAGGGAUACAGGGGCGCGCAUCACCACCACCACGGCCACGCGCAGCAACAGCAGCAGCAACAACAGCCGCAGCACCACCACCAAUACGGCGCGAUCCCGCAUCAUCCCGACGACCUGCCAGUUCACCCCGGCCACCACCAGCAUCAACACCACCACCAUCACCACCACCACAGCCAGGACCCCGACAGCCCCUCUCCCAGCUCACCCCAGCAGCUCCACCACCGCCACCACCACCACCACCACCCGCACGGACACCCGGGCCAGCAGGGUCACCACGGCCUGAACGUGGAGGACCGCUUCUCCGACGACCAGCUGGUGUCCAUGUCCGUGCGGGAGCUGAACCGACACCUGCGGGGCUUCACCAAGGACGAGGUGAUCCGCCUGAAGCAGAAACGGCGGACCCUGAAGAACCGCGGCUACGCGCAGUCGUGCCGGUACAAGCGCGUGCAGCAGAAGCACGUGCUGGAGAACGAGAAGACCCAGCUCAUCAACCAGGUAGAGCAGCUCAAGCAAGAGAUCAACCGGCUGGCCCGAGAGAGAGACGCCUACAAACUCAAGUGCGAGAAACUGAGCGGAGCGAACGGGUUCCGCGAGGCAGGAUCCACGAGCGACAACCCGUCCUCUCCGGAGUUCUUCAUGUGAGUGAGACCGAGACAUUAUACAGACACAGUACUGCUCCUAUUAGAAGAAUAACCACGAGAAAUAAUAACCGCAUAUGUGUAACCAUCGCCACCGACCUCGGCAACUAAGAACAUGUUAGAAUGUUUUUUUUUUUCUGGGAAAUGUAGAUUAGUUGCUUGUAGUUUUACCCGUUUUCUUAGAGAUCUGACGAGAAAAGAAAAGUGAAGAACUGGCUUUUUUGUGUGUGUGUGUUUAGGAUAAGACCUUCUUUCCACAUGGUUUUGUUCUCGUUUGUUCACGAAAAAGAAAAAAAGAAAAGAGUCUGUGCUAAGCGAAAAAGAGAAACUUUGGACUUUCCCCCCCAAACUUGGCCAGAAGAGUUGAGAGCGCCACAAUAUGCAAAACCUCCCUUACUUCUCCUGUGCGACCCGACAGGGGGACUUAUGCAACAUCUCAUUGGUUUAUUGCCUGCUUGGUUAUAUAUAGAUAUUAUAUAUAUAUAUAUAUAUUAAAAAGAAAAGAAAAAAAAAAACGACAAACACAUAAAUCUGCAUUAAGAUAUUAAUCCUGCAUGCUGGACAUGUAUGGUAAUAAUUUCUAUUUUAUACAUUCUUUCUUUCUGUCUUUCUUUCUUUCUGUUCAUUAUGUAUCAUAAAGAGCAUGUUUUUGAUCUUUAGCUCUUUUUUGGGGAUAUGAGACUGGGUUCAUUUUGGACUUGUAAAUAUAUGCAACAGCAAACCUACAAACCGACAUCGAAGAGCUGAUUGUUUUCCAUCGUUUAUGAUUUGUUUCAUGUUUUGGGAAUUGAUUUCCAGUAAUGGGCAUUUUUGCGGUUGCAUUUAAACUUUUUUAAAAGAAGCGCACUUUUGUUUAUGGGGGGGGGGCCUAUGGGAUUUUUGGGAUUGGCAUUUUUUUUUUGUUCGUCAUCUUAUAAGAGCAGACAUUACACAGGUGACGUUAUCUUGACAGUCAUAUCUGAUUGUAGCGAGACACAAAAGUGCGCGCGCGUGUUUUUCCCUUUCAUGCAGGCUGUUGCAUAAUCUAUCGCUAUUCUAUAAUAUAAGUAAUUCUUAUAGGUCGUAUCUUUUUGAUGGAUAUUGGCACCCUUUCAUCAUCAUUUUUAUUAUUUUAUAUUUUUGUUGUUGUUGAGCUAUAUGAGCUGCCAGUUUUAUAAACCAACAUUUCAAAAUGUAGUUAUUAUAAUCCAGCUCGAGGGUGUCAGGCUUCCUAAAUCAGGGGUUUGUGUAUUAUUGCCUAACAUGAAAACUACGCAUGUAUUUCAAUGGAGAGUUUCAAUGAUCAAUGUUUAAUGUUUUCCUUUAUUUUUUUUUCUGCCGGUCAGUAAAAAAUAAGGGAUUCAGGUUCUGCAUAAUCUCAAAAUGAAAAAUUAUAUGUCUCAUGUUAUGUUUUUGUUUUUUUUUCUUCUUCCUGUUUGUUUUAUUAUUAUGUCGAGAUUCUGGUUCUGCUGGCCAGAUGCAUAGUUUUUAUUUUAAUGAUUUAAAUUAACAAACUUGUCAGAUCAUAUUUGAAUAAGCAUGGUGCUUGCAUCUAAGAAAUAUUGUUAAAAAGUCAUGCAUUUAACAAUCUUUUUGGUUUGUUACUGAUUCAACUGUGUUGAAAUCAAAUGUAAACUGCAGCAGCGGGUUGUUGUUCUGUUUGUUAAUUUCAUGCUAUUAUGAGGGGAUCAAUUUUCAAAUCUGUUUAUAUAAAUGGAAAAAAAAAGAAUAAGUUCAAUUCGGACUGUUCCAUUCAGGCUGGUUUCUGUUUCGUUUUUGCUGUUUUUGGAAGAAAUGGUUUCCUAUUUUGCUUAUUAAAGUCAGUGAAACGACA